CUCGCGCGUAAACGAUUCGCGGCGAAUAAGCAUAGAAAACGAUCUUGAGUUCUUGAUCAGUUGAAUUAUCAGCGUCAUGGGGACCGGAUCUGUUGGGAUGAUUACCGUGCUGGCUAUUAGCAUAUUUUUAUUGCACAACUGCGCAAACGCGGCUGUCGAAGAUGACCUUAGCUCACCAUGGUCGUACGAGUGCAAGGCGGGUAAUUGCCAGAAGAUAAAAACAACACCAAAAAUAACAACACCAUUAUCUCUAGGAGUAUGCCAAUUAUUUUGCGGAGAAGCUGGUGCCCUGUGGCCGCGGCCAACGGGGCAUUUAUCCCUGGGAAAUUUCGUUCUUCAGUUAAAUCCGAAUGAAAUUCAUUUGCACGACUCAUCGUCAGCGAGAACUGAGAGUUCUUUACUGAUUGCUAAGAAUAUCGAAAUCUUGAAGAACGAUUUACGGACUAUGGGUGGCGAUCGACUAAAAAGCGGCGGAAGAGGGCUGAUCGUUCAUCUGGGUCCAAGAAUUUCAUCUGGGAAUGUCAAGCUGACCCUGGAAACCGACGAAAGCUACAUUCUACAAAUAUCCGAGCUUGGUGAUGGCAGGUUGAACGCUUCGAUAGAUGCCAAAACUUAUUUCGGGGCAAGACAUGGUUUGGAAACCCUGUCGCAGCUGAUAGUACACAAUGAUCUUUACAAUAAGAUUCAGAUAGUCCGAGACGCGUACAUAGUUGAUGGGCCGGUUUAUCCUUACCGCGGAGUUCUUUUGGACACGUCCCGAAACUUCGUAGACAAGCCGACUAUACUGAGAACGAUCCGAGCCAUGGGGAUGAACAAGAUGAACACAUUCCAUUGGCACAUUACGGAUUCUCACAGUUUUCCGUACGAAAGUAGUACAUACCCCGAGUUCUCAAAUUAUGGUGCUUACACACCACAGAAUGUCUAUUCCAAUGACGACAUCAAGGAAAUCCUCGAAUACGCUCUGCUACAAGGAGUCAGAGUUAUGCCUGAGUUUGAUGCUCCCGCUCACGUCGGCGAGGGUUGGCAAUGGGUUGGAGACAAUACGACGGUAUGUUUCAAAAAGGAGCCCUGGUUAAAAUACUGCGUCGAGCCACCAUGCGGUCAAUUGAAUCCGGCGAGCGAUCGUGUCUAUGAAAUUUUAGGCGGCAUAUACAAAGACAUGAUAACUGAUUUUCAACCUGACAUAUUCCAUAUGGGUGGUGACGAGGUGAACAUCAAUUGCUGGAACACCUCGGACAAUCUGAAAGAAUGGAUGACCUCAAAGGGAUGGGGACACAAGGAAAAUGACUUUUACAAAGUCUGGGAUCACUUCCAAUCUAGGGCUCUUGAAAAGUAUGUCGAAGCCAACGCCGGGAAACAAGUUCCCAUUAUAAUGUGGACUAGCGGAUUGACCAACGAAGAAAAUAUCAAAAUACUCAAUCCUUCUAAAUAUAUCAUCCAGAUAUGGACCACCGGCGAAGACGAAACCAUAGCUAGAUUGAUCAGAAAUAACUUUAAAGUCAUUUUUUCAAACUACGACGCUUGGUACCUCGAUUGUGGUUUCGGAGCGUGGGUAGGAGAGGGAAACAACUGGUGCUCGCCUUACAAAGGCUGGCAAAAGGUCUACGACAAUUCACCUCUGGCCAUUCUUACAUCGCAGGGAUUCAGCCCAGAUAAAAAGAAUCAGAUACUCGGCGGUGAGGCUACACUCUGGUCUGAGCAAACGGACAGCACCACGAUAGACAGCAGACUUUGGCCACGUACGGCUGCAGUUGCCGAACGGCUAUGGUCUGAGCCGAAGUCGUCGUGGAUUCAUGCUGAACACCGAAUGCUCAUGCAACGCGAGAGAAUGGUGGCAAAAGGAAUCAAUGCUGAUAGCUUACAGCCUCAGUGGUGCGCUCAAAAUCAGGGACACUGUUAUCUCUAAGACAAAGCAGUCCACGAGCGACGGAAAGGAUUUUUGGAAUGAAUCAAAUGAGCGCCGAACACGAAGAACAUGUACGAUUCUCAUUUUUUGUAAUCCAACAUGUCUACAAUACCGUGAUGAGCCUCAUAGCGUGAGAGGAAUAUACUAUGAUAUCGAUGUAACACCUUGAUUUAAAUUUCUCUCAGAUAUCGAAAAUGCCGUGUAGAGCAACUGCAGCUCAGUCCUGGAAUCGAUUUAGUGACUACCGACUUCACACACCUGUAUGUUGAACAAAAUAAGUAACUCAACGUGAUAUAUUAAACGUUUUAAAGUAUUGUUACACGUAUUUUCAUCAAUUGUUACGUUGACUUAAUGACAAAUAAAUAAAUAACCAAUCAAUACAUACAUACUA
This is a messenger RNA of Neodiprion virginianus, 2297 nucleotides long. It is a transcript of the gene Hexo1, whose product is annotated as chitooligosaccharidolytic beta-N-acetylglucosaminidase. Gene Ontology annotation, molecular function: beta-N-acetylhexosaminidase activity. Gene Ontology annotation, biological process: glycosaminoglycan metabolic process; ganglioside catabolic process; carbohydrate metabolic process. Lineage: Eukaryota; Metazoa; Arthropoda; Insecta; Hymenoptera; Diprionidae. Gene Ontology annotation, cellular component: membrane. The transcript has 7 exons. The record is from RefSeq and is a predicted model, not a curated record. Bases 77 to 1906 code for a protein of 609 amino acids.